AUGGUGAAAGAGAAGAAGAAGGCAGACAGGAAAGGAGACAAGCCCACCCGCUCUCCCUCGUCUCUCUCUGAUUAUCCAGAGUUCCCGAAGCAAGAUGGCAGCGCCAUCAGGCCCGAAGUGGCCCCAGGUGUCACCCCAGUGUUGGGUACGACACUCAAGGCACCCAAAAAAGAUUCUAAAAAUGCGCAGCAGAACGAAGACGCCGCUCAGUACGAGGAGCCGAUCCUGACCAGACUCAUAGUGGAAAGCUACGAGGGGGAGAAGGUGCGGGGACUGUACGAGGGAGAAGGCUUCGCGGUCUUUCAAGGAGGCUGCACCUACCACGGGACGUUCUCAGAAGGUCUUAUGCACGGCCAGGGGACUUACAUCUGGGCCGAUGGACUGAAAUACGAGGGGGACUUUGUGAAGAAUGUGCCCAUGAACCACGGCACGUACACGUGGCCCGACGGCAGCGUGUACGACGGGGAGGUGGUGAACGGCAGGAGAAGCGGCUUCGGCAUGUUCCAGUGCAGCACGCAGCCCGUGUCCUACGUCGGCCACUGGUGCCACGGCAAGAGGCACGGCAAGGGCACCAUCUAUUACAACCAGGAGGGCACCUCCUGGUACGAGGGUGACUGGGUGUACAACGUGCGCAAGGGCUGGGGGAUACGGUGUUACAGAUCGGGAAACAUUUACGAAGGCCAGUGGGACAACAGCCUGCGCCACGGCGAGGGCAGGAUGAGGUGGCUGACGACCGGCGAGGAGUACGCGGGCCAGUGGGACAGGGGUGUCCAGAACGGCUUUGGGACACACACGUGGUUCCUGAAGAGGAUCCCCAACUCGCAGUACCCCCUGAGGAACGAAUACGUAGGGCAGUUCGUGGACGGGCGUCGCCACGGUCACGGGAAGCUCUACUACGCCAGCGGAGCCAUGUACGAGGGGGAGUGGGUCUGCGACAGGAAGCACGGCGUGGGCCGGCUGACGUUCAAGAACGGGCGCGUGUAUGAGGGCCUGUUCCACAGCGACCACAUCGCCCACUUCGCCGAGCGUGAGGCCGACGUCCUGAGCGGCCCCGAGCUGCCCUCGGAGGCCACCGCGAGGUGCAGGCGGAGCCGGUCCUCCCUCAGCGCGGAAAUCAUCAGGAAGCUGGACGGCAGCGAGAGUCACUCCGUGCUGGGCUCGAGCGUGGAGCUGAACAUCAGCCUGCUGCUGAGCAAGUACCCGAAGAAGGAGCAGUCCGAGGAGAGGCGGCAGGUGGAAUACGCUGUCCUGAGGAACAUCACGGAGCUGCGGCGGAUCUACAGCUUCUACAGCAGCCUGGGCUGCGACCACUCGCUGGACAACACCUUUCUCAUGACCAAGCUCCACUUCUGGCGGUUCCUGAAAGACUGCAGAUUCCAUCACCACGGGGUCACUCUUGCCGACAUGGACAGGAUACUGAGUGCCAACGACGACGACAUACCGUUUGAAGAAAUCCAUUCUCCGUUCAGGACGAUUCUUCUGAGGGCCUUCCUGAACUACCUGCUGCAGCUGGCCUACCACAUUCACCACCGAGAGUACCAGAACAGAAGCCCCUCGCUCUUCCUGUGCUUCACCCGGCUGAUGACCGAGAACAUCCACCCAAACGCCUGCCAGGUCAAAGGCAAUCUGUUCAGCGAGCCGCAGCGGACACUGUACUCGAUGAACUACAUCGAUAAGUGCUGGGAGAUCUACGCGGCCUACUGCCGGCCCGGUGCCGCCCCGCCCCACGAGCUGACCAUGAGCGUGCGGCACUUCCUCUGGAUGCUCAAGGACUUCAAGAUGAUAAAUAAGGAACUCACGGCAACCCGGUUCGUGGAGGUGCUGGCAGAGGAUAACCCUUUCAUCCACGACGGGAUUGACAGCAACCUGGAACUCGAGCUGGUUUUCCUGGAAUUCUUUGAAGCUCUCUUGAGCUUUGCGCUGAGCUGUGUUACUGAACGAAUGACCAGAUCCUACUUAAACGUCUCCUACGAUGAUUUGUGUGGAAACAAAGAUGGAACUAUCCAGAUAGUAGUCAAUCAGAGCGUCCAAAACAGGAGUCACAGUGCGGUCAUGAGCCACGACUCGGACCCCGCUCGCUCCAGCAGCGCCAAGUCAUCCUCCACCAAGCUGGCACUCCUGCCGGAAAGCAACAGGCUGUGGCGAUCAGAGCAGGGAACCGUGCCCCUGGUCACUUAGCCAGGAAGUAGUGGAGACCCACAGGUGUGCUGCACCCUCACAGGGGGCGAGUGACGCGACGUGCAUCUGGCCCUGGCACUUCCUCUGAGGCCGGUGGGAGGGCAGCCUCACCGCUGACACACCAGGAAGGAAGCUGUGGGAUCCAAACAGGCUGGAGCUGGUGGACACGUGGACUGAUGUGGGGAGAGGGGCGUGGGGUUUGAGAGGGAAGGGGAGGCCAUGGGGAGCCCGAGGUUUCCAGCCUAAGCAGCCUGGAGCCUGGGGAGGCCACUGACUGUGGUGGGGGCGGUGUGAGGCCCCAGCUGCCUGCUGAGAGGCGGCACGGCUGGAAACGCCUGCGGUGCAGGGACGAGUUCUGGCUGGGACGGGAGGGCGGGAGUCAGAGCAGGCACCCGGCGGCUGCCAGAGCCCCGUGGAAAAUGGAAUUAGAAGAUAGGUUUCUGGAGGGCAUCGCAUUGAGUGCGAUGAGCCGGACACGGAAAGACCACCAGUACCACCUGUCCUCCCUCACACGUGGGAGCUUAAGCACACACAAGUACAUACAUGCACGCGUACAUGCGUGUCCCUGUGAGUCAGUUCUGCUACAGGCUCUGGUCAAACUUUGUUUUAGAUCACUGUCAAACAGCCGGUGUAGGUUGAAUGAUUUUGUGACUAUUGUAAAGUUUAUGGACGUGAAGCUGACGUGUUUGAAUGAUUACUGUUUAUGUCUUUGCCUAUUUUCCUGCUAAACUAGGAUCUUUUUUUACUUUUUAUUUGUUAAACUCUUUAUUUAGUGGAACAUUAAGCCUUUGACUAUAAUGUGAAUUAAAAAUACGUUAUCUCAAAAAUUAAAAAAUAGGGAAAAAAGCUGCUUUUGGUGCAGAAAACUGAAAUCUGUGCAUACUUUUCUCAUCAUAAACAUUUUCCUUGAAGUUUUUGAAAAUUCCUCUGUCGUAUGGAUUUCAAAAUUUUCAUACCUAAAUAAAACCUUUUUAUUCUAUUUCCCCAUGAACUUUUUGAAGAACCCUUGUAUAUGAAUCUAAGUACAAUACUUUACAAUUAACCAUGUAUAAUUAAUGUAUUUAAUAAAUGCUUUCCCAAAAGCUCUGGGGGAGAUUACAAAUUGCAGGGGGGAAGCCCGUUAUAGAUGCAGUAACGCCGGUUCAUUUCCUUCCUGGUGUAAAGCCAGUAUUCAUGAGGGCUAGAAGGGGUCAAAUUAGCUCCGAGAAUGGCCUCGUAUUCUAGCCAUGUUCCAUGUAGACAACUGCUGUUAGUCCACAAUGAUGAAGUAAUU
Messenger RNA from Oryctolagus cuniculus (rabbit), 3451 nucleotides. The record is from RefSeq and is a predicted model, not a curated record. NCBI's taxonomy places the organism in Eukaryota, Metazoa, Chordata, Mammalia, Lagomorpha, Leporidae.